CCGGAGCGUGGACCCGGAGGCACAGGAAUGCAAACAAAGCCGGCGGGCGCCCGGGCAGGGCUCGCGGGGGAGCCCGGAAAGUUUGUUUUAUGAUGGCUUGAGUGCGCGGGUGUGUGCCAAGUUUCUUCGCCCUCCCGCUCCGCUCCCGGCGCGGAGAUGUUUCUCGUAUGAGCCCCGCCGAGCUCGGGACCGGGGGGCUUGUGCCGUGGGAGGGGGGGGGACACCUGUCUCGCCUUUUAUUAUCCUUAUUCUCCUUACUUUGGGUGGAAGAGGGAGGGGGGUGUAGCUCAUCAUGUCGAAAGUGAUGCAGAGGAAGAACCACUGGACUGGCCGGGUUCACGAAUGCACCGUGAGGCGGGGGCCGCAGGGCGAGCUGGGGGUGACGGUGCUGGGGGGCGCGGAGAACGGGGAGUUUCCGUACCUCGGAGCGGCCCAGGCUCCGGGACUUCCCGGCGGCGGCGAGGGCCCGAAGCUGGGCGAAGGGGAGCUGCUGCUGGAAGUGCAGGGGAUCCGGGUGUCCGGCUUGCCCCGCUACGACGUGCAGGGAGUCAUCGACAGCUGCCCGGACGCCGUCACCUUCAAAGCCGUCCGACCAGGAGGGAAGCUCACCAAGGACCUGCGCCACUUCCUCAAUCAGCGCUUCCAGAAGGGGUCCCCAGAUCAUGAGCUCCAACAGACCAUAAGGGAUAACCUUUACCGCCACGCUGUGCCUUGCACAACCCGAUCUCCCAGAGAAGGAGAGGUGCCAGGAGUGGAUUACAACUUUCUAACUGUGAAGGAGUUCUUGGAUCUUGAGCAGAGCGGGACUCUUCUAGAAGUUGGCACCUAUGAAGGAAACUAUUAUGGGACACCCAAACCUCCUAGCCAGCCAGUCAGUGGGAAAGUGAUCACGACGGAUGCCUUGCAAAAUCUUCAGUCUGGCUCCAAGCAGUCGACUCCGAAGCGAACCAAGUCCUACAAUGAUAUGCAAAAUGCUGGCAUAGUCCAUGCGGAGAACGAGGAGGAGGAGGAUGUUCCUGAAAUGAACAGUAGCUUUACAGCCGAUUCUGGUGACCAGGACGAGCACAUUCUCCAAGAAACAACAGUCCCACCUGUGAAUAGUAGCAUCGUCGCUGCUCCCAUCACGGACCCCUCUCAGAAGUUCCCACAGUACCUACCUCUUUCUGCAGAGGAUAAUUUAGGUCCUCUACCUGAAAACUGGGAGAUGGCCUAUACCGAAAAUGGAGAAGUCUAUUUUAUAGACCAUAACACGAAAACAACAUCUUGGUUAGACCCUCGGUGCCUGAACAAGCAGCAGAAACCUCUGGAAGAAUGUGAAGACGAUGAAGGGGUACACACCGAGGAGCUGGACAGUGAACUAGAACUGCCUGCUGGUUGGGAAAAGAUCGAAGACCCUGUCUAUGGUGUCUACUAUGUAGACCACAUCAACAGAAAGACCCAGUAUGAGAACCCUGUUCUGGAAGCCAAGCGGAAGAAGCAGUUAGAGCAGCAGCAACAGCAACAACAGCAGCCACCACCGCCAGAAGAAUGGGCAGAAGAUCAUUCAUCCCUUGUGCCUCCUGUUGUUUCUACCCAUCCCCCAAGCAAUCCAGAGCCAGCCAGGGACCCUCCACUUCAGGGCAAACCCUUUUUUACACGAAACCCUUCCGAGCUGAAAGGCAAGUUCAUCCACACGAAGCUGCGGAAAAGCAGUCGUGGCUUUGGCUUCACGGUGGUAGGAGGAGAUGAACCCGACGAAUUCCUGCAGAUCAAGAGCCUGGUUCUAGAUGGUCCUGCCGCACUGGACGGCAAGAUGGAGACAGGAGAUGUGAUUGUCAGCGUGAAUGACACCUGUGUUUUGGGACACACCCAUGCGCAAGUUGUGAAAAUCUUCCAGUCAAUUCCCAUUGGUGCCAGUGUGGACCUUGAACUCUGUCGAGGUUACCCAUUGCCUUUUGACCCAGAUGACCCCAACACAAGUUUAGUGACCUCAGUGGCCAUUUUGGACAAAGAACCAAUUAUUGUGAAUGGACAAGAGACCUAUGACUCGCCCGCCAGCCACAGUAGUAAGACAGGCAAAGUGAGCAGCAUGAAGGAUGCCAGGCCAAGCAGCCCUGCCGACGUGGCUUCCAACAGUUCUCACGGCUAUCCCAAUGACACAGUCUCCUUGGCUUCCUCCAUAGCCACUCAGCCAGAACUUAUCACUGUCCACAUAGUCAAAGGGCCCAUGGGCUUUGGUUUUACUAUUGCAGACAGCCCUGGUGGAGGAGGUCAGAGAGUGAAACAGAUUGUGGACAGUCCUAGGUGCCGAGGCCUGAAAGAGGGAGACCUCAUAGUGGAAGUGAAUAAGAAGAACGUUCAAGCCCUCACACACAACCAGGUCGUGGAUAUGCUGAUUGAAUGCCCGAAGGGCAGCGAGGUCACGCUGUUGGUGCAGCGGGGAGGGCUACCAGUUCCUAAGAAGAGCCCAAAGUCGCAACCACUGGAAAGGAAAGACAGCCAGAACAGCUCCCAGCACAGUGUGUCCAGCCACCGGAGCCUGCACACAGCAUCCCCAAGCCACAGCACUCAGGUGCUCCCCGAAUAUCCACCUACAGAGGCCCCCACCCCAGAGCAGACUGACAACUCUGGGCAGAAAAAACCAGAUCCUUUUAAAAUCUGGGCCCAGUCCAGGAGCAUGUAUGAAAACCGACCUAUGUCACCUUCGCCUGCAUCGGGAUUGAGCAAGGGUGAAAGAGAGAGAGAAAUCAAUUCCACGAAUUUUGGAGAAUGUCAGAUUCCAGAUUACCAGGAACAAGACAUCUUCCUCUGGAGAAAGGAGACUGGAUUCGGCUUUAGGAUUUUGGGUGGAAAUGAGCCAGGGGAACCUAUUUAUAUUGGUCACAUCGUACCACUGGGUGCUGCUGAUACGGAUGGCCGCCUGAGGUCUGGCGAUGAAUUAAUCUGUGUGGAUGGGACACCAGUAAUUGGAAAAUCACACCAGCUUGUGGUCCAGCUUAUGCAACAAGCUGCCAAGCAAGGCCAUGUCAAUCUCACAGUACGACGUAAAGUGGUGUUUGCCGUGCCCAAAGCGGAGAACGAGGUGCCCUCGCCCGCCUCCUCCCACCACAGCAGCACGCAGCCCGCGUCCCUGACCGAGGAGAAGCGCACGCCGCAGGGCAGCCAGAACUCGCUGAACACGGUGAGCUCGGGCAGCGGCAGCACCAGCGGCAUCGGCAGCGGGGGCGGCGGGGGCAGCGGCGUGGUCAGCACCGUGGUCAGCACCGUGGUCAGCACCGUGGUGCAGCCCUAUGACGUGGAGAUCCGGCGUGGGGAGAACGAGGGCUUCGGCUUCGUCAUCGUGUCCUCGGUGAGCAGGCCCGAAGCAGGCACGACCUUCGCAGGCAAUGCAUGUGUGGCUAUGCCUCACAAAAUAGGUCGGAUUAUUGAGGGGAGCCCUGCUGACCGCUGUGGCAAGCUGAAAGUAGGAGACCGGAUCUUGGCAGUAAAUGGAUGUUCCAUCACCAACAAAUCCCAUUCAGACAUUGUCAACCUAAUCAAGGAAGCGGGAAACACAGUUACCCUCCGCAUCAUUCCUGGGGAUGAGUCUUCAAAUGCCACCUUGUUGACCAAUGCUGAGAAGAUUGCCACCAUCACCACCACACAUGCCCCUUCUCAACAGGGGGCUCAGGAGGCAAGGAGUACCACCAAACCAAAGCCGGAAUCACAGUUUGAGUUCAAAGCACCACAAGCUGCACAGGAACAAGACUUUUACACUGUGGAACUGGAAAGAGGAGCCAAAGGAUUUGGCUUUAGUCUUCGAGGGGGUCGAGAGUAUAAUAUGGACCUCUAUGUUCUGCGCUUGGCAGAAGAUGGUCCAGCAGAAAGGUGUGGAAAGAUGAGGAUUGGUGAUGAAAUUCUAGAGAUCAAUGGUGAGACCACCAAAAACAUGAAGCAUUCUCGGGCCAUAGAACUGAUUAAGAAUGGUGGCCGCAGAGUUCGUCUGUUUCUGAGACGGGGAGACGGCUCAGUCCCAGAAUAUGACCCCAGCAGCGACCGGAACGGCCCCGCCGCCGCCGGUGCACAAGGGGUUCCGGAAGUGAGGCCGGGGCCGUGCGACCGUCGACCACAUCCAUCAUUGGAGUCCAGUUACCCACCCGAUCUUCACAAAUCAUCACCACACGGGGAAAAGCGGGCACACGCGAAGGAUCCCAAAGGCAACCGAGAGUACAGCAGACAACCCAACGAACACCACACCUGGAAUGGAACUUCUAGAACACCCGACGGCGGGGUAUGCCGGCCCAAGGAGCGGGCGCUGGAAGGAUGGAGAGACGCGCCGCCGCCCGAGCGCACGGCCACCAACGGGCCCAAGCGCAAGGCCGUGGAGAAGCGCAGGGAAGGCACCCGCAGCGCGGACAACACCCUGGAGAGGCGACAGAAGCACGAGAAGCGCAGGGAGCUUUCUCCCGAGAGGCGGCGAGAGAGGUCCCCGACCCGCAGACGGGACAGCUCGCCCGGCCGCCGGCGGAGGUCCUUGGAGAGGCUCCUGGAUCAGAGACGGUCGCCGGAGCGGCGUCGGGGGGCCUCGCCCGAGCGGAGAGCCAAGUCCACCGACCGGAGGAAGGCCCGCUCCCCGGAGCGCCGGCGAGAGCGCUCCCUGGACCGAAGAAACAGGGAGGACCGAGUGGGCGCCCACCGCGAGAGGGAAGAGGCCAGCCUGAGACCGGAGGCCGGCAGGAGUUCCAGGAACCCCCCGGAGCAGAGGAGGCGACCCUACAAAGAAUGCAGUACGGACCUCAGCAUCUGAGACGGGGAACGCACAAGACCGCCUCCCAACCUUUACCGUGUCAAAGGUUCUAAGAGGAAGGGCACACACCUGACAGAACUCAGUGUCGUACCUACCUACACGCAGCAGCUUGUCACCUGAUGAUCCUCCCAAUAGCAGCGGACAUUUUAUGUAUUUGAGAUCUUAUAAGAAGAAAGAAAGAAAGAAAUAUAUAUAUAUAUAUAUAUAUAUAUAUGAAAAGUGUUGUGCCUGAUGUAUAAUAUUAAAGAAAGUAUUUUUAAAUGCAUACUUCUUUUGGGAAAUUAUUUGCCAAAAUACUGGCCCAAAGGGAUAUCAAUUCUGUUUCUACAUAAACUGUAGAAUUGUCAAGCAUUGUCCUCCCCUUGGGCCAACCUUCCUCUCCUGGUUCAAUGGGACUGUUGUUCAUUUUCUGUGAGGAAAGGAAAUGAUUAAGAUCAAUGAGCUUAAUACAGACUUUUGCAUAGUGAUGUCAUGCAGACAGGAGUUUUUUCUUAAAAGCAAAGAGCAAAAACACAAAAGGUGAACUCAGUCAGGCCACAGUAACUCACACCUGUCAUCCUAUCAGGAUGCUGAGAUCCGAGGAUCGCAGUGUGAAGCCAGCCUGGCCAGUAAAGUUCAUGAAACUGACCACCAAUGAAACACACACACACACAC
Dipodomys spectabilis (banner-tailed kangaroo rat) is the source of this 5419-nucleotide messenger RNA. RefSeq names its product membrane associated guanylate kinase, WW and PDZ domain containing 1 (gene Magi1). NCBI's taxonomy places the organism in Eukaryota, Metazoa, Chordata, Mammalia, Rodentia, Heteromyidae. The coding region runs from base 293 to 4765 and encodes 1490 amino acids. The transcript is spliced from 24 exons. The record is from RefSeq and is a predicted model, not a curated record. Gene Ontology annotation, biological process: signal transduction. Gene Ontology annotation, molecular function: protein binding. Gene Ontology annotation, cellular component: cytoplasm.